AGCUAUUGCAUAGCUUCUAUCGCAGGCCUUGAGCGCGGGGACUAAAUCCAGAAAUUCCGUAACGAAAAAACCUCACGCUCGCCGUGCAUCGUCUAACGUCGUGUCAGUUCGGCAGUCUUCGCCACGGCGCUGUGUGUCGUGCGAUUAGACGUAUUGUACGACUGGUUGGUUGUCAUGGACUAUGGAGAACAAAAAUAACAGAUGUGUCAGAUACUGUACAAUACUAAUAAAAUAUUUUAAUCCGCUUGUGAUAUUAUUUUGAACAUCUACAACGCCAUUGUUUUGUUUUGAUGAGUUGGUACAUCCAGGAAUGCAACAAUGCAUUAUUAUUACGUAUACAAAUAUGUAUAAUCACCAAUUUUUUCACUUGUCAAAUUAUGUUUACAUAAACGUAAAUGGUAAAUGUCAAAUAUUAAACUGGGGUAAAACAUUCAAAUUUAUGACACCAGUUGGCAGCACCAUCGAUGUGCACGUUCCCUAUAGGUGUUUAUGUAUUUAUCUACAACAAUGAACGGCUAGGCGGCUGUAUUUGUAAAAUUUGUGUAUAAAGUGUUUUGAAUAUGAAUGAACAAAGUGCAUUUAUUAUUAAUGAAGAAAGUCACGAAAAAAUAGUGAAAGAAGACGAAUAUUUUCGUUUUAUAGAGAAGAAAAGCGUAAAGAGCUAAAAAGAAAAAAGACUAAUGCACGUCAAAGGGCAUAUUAUCAGCGUCAGAAAGAUUUGAAAAUAAAUGCAGGAAUAAUAAAAAAAACAGUACCAAAAUCAAAUGCUGAACGUCAAAGGAAAUUUCGUCAACAUAAUGCAGAAAAAUCAUACAUGUAUAGAACAUUUUAAUAUAAAACGAGCCUUUGCGCCGAACGCGGCGUGUCUUCUUAAAGAUGGGACGUCGCCGGAUGCAAUCUUACACGAAAAAUAUCAUAAAAUGAACUUCUUGGAUAACUUCGAUCCAGAAACUUCUGCUCGAGAAAGACGCAAGCUAAAUCGCAAAAGCUAUUUUAUGAAGCGCAAAAGCAAAAAUAUAUAUAAUGAACGUGGUCUAAUAACUGUAACUGGCAAAGAUUUAUGUGAUUGUUUAGAUGAGACAUGCCCUGGGUGUCACUUUCCAUGUUCGAAAUGCAAUUCCAAUAAAUGUGGACUUGAAUGCAGAGUAAAUAGAAAAUGGAUGUAUGACAAAAUAGAAAUUGAGGGAAAUGAUUUUGUUGUAAAAAAUGAUUAUAAACAUAAAUAAUUCAAAGGGUAAAAUUUAAAAAUGGUAUUUCAAUCAUUGGCUAGAAGUUUGAAGAAGUAUUCUACUUCAUUUUCACCAUCUUCAGGCAAAUCAGUACAGUGGACAGCAUUAUGUACUAUAGUCUUCCCAUAUUGAGCUCUUAUGGAAUCUGGAUACAAUUGACGACAUAGAUCCUGUAAUUUGAACGUCAUUUUCAAAUAAAUCAGAUAACUAUGUACU
Messenger RNA from Trichoplusia ni (cabbage looper), 1445 nucleotides. RefSeq names its product ARL14 effector protein. Gene Ontology annotation, cellular component: intracellular membrane-bounded organelle. Bases 765 to 1226 code for a protein of 153 amino acids. The record is from RefSeq and is a predicted model, not a curated record. Lineage: Eukaryota; Metazoa; Arthropoda; Insecta; Lepidoptera; Noctuidae. The transcript is spliced from 6 exons.